UGAAACAAUAUGGCGGCGUUGAAUCGCAAAUAAGUUAAAGAUCUAAUAUAAAAAUAAAAAUGGCUAUGAAUCGGACUAACAGACAUUUAAGCUCUUCCGAGACGAGAGAUCCAAGGCGUCAGCCGGGAACAACGUCUUCCGAACAUCAGAAACAAAAUAGUGUACAAUUAGAUCAAAGAAAUUUUAUGUCACAUACAGAAUUUCCUGACGUUAGAUAUGCAGCUAAGAUAAGGAAUCAAAAUCGAAGUGGCAACUCAGUGAUUAAUUGCGGGGGAAUGCAAGAACAAUCUAUGAAAAAGAUAGCAAAAUUCAAACCAUUUGAUCCGAACACCGCUCCUGCUAACUUUAAAAAUUGUAACAAGACUUUAAACGUUCUAAAUGUCCGGCAACAACAAGAACAACAACAGCAGCAAGAACACCAACAACAACUUAAUAACCAAAAUUUUAUUGAAGGACAGCAGUUUUACAAUGGACAAGGCCAACAUAUUUACCAGUAUAUACCUCCGCAAGAAUUUACUUAUAGUACACUUCCUUGUAGGAACAUUUACUCGGGAAAUAUGACACAGUCAGGCCCCUCUGCUACGGCUGUAGCACCAAAUGGUGAAAAGAUAUACAUACCACUUGAUAACACCAAAUACGAAAUAAAAAGAAAUGACCACGAUUUAUAUGAUAUGCCUGAAAAUUGUGAUCUACAUAUUCUACCGUCCGAGGGUCAUUUUGAAAGCAGCGUGCAACUCCAUUCUCCAAGACCGAUUUGUGUUCGAGGGAGCUUAUCUGACGAAUGGAGUUGUUCGAGUAACGACGGACCGAACAGUGACACCGACAGUGAGCGUGAGACUGAUCCUGACACUGGAACGGAUUCCUCUGAAAUCGCUUCGUAUCUUGUAUCGGAUGUUCUGAAAACAAUAACUGAAAAUGUCAAUAACUUUUCUCUCCAAACUAAUAAGGAUGAUUUAAAUGCGAUAGAAGCAGUUUCCAUUGAGCAACCAGCUAAAGAUGUUUUGUUAAAGAAACAACAUCCAGGAAACAGUGGCAUUGAGAAAUCCCCGGUUAAAAAGCCUCAAACUAACAUAAUUCAUACAGAUUUUAAAAAUCUUGAUAGUUCUAGUUCUGAGUCUGGGAAACCAGUCACUAGUAAACGAGCCAAAGUCGAAACAAAAUCAAAACGUUUUGAUAUGAAAACUAAAAAACCUAGUCAGUUUAAGGAAGAAACAAAGGACAACGGGAAACCAAAAGAUAAAAAGUCUCGAGCAUGGAAAGAAAACAGAAAGGAAAAACGAGACAAAACUGUUAAUAGCUCCAAAAAGGGGCGUAAAACAGAAUUGGCAAAUGACGUGAGUGAAGUGAAACAGGAAACGCCGUUUUCAUUAGAUGCGCAUGUGCUAAGUAAUUGUGCAGCAACUGAAGAAACAGGUAACAACAUACUUCCGGUAGAAGCCGAACAUAUUAUCAUUGAUGGGCAGUACUAUUUUCAAAGCCAAUACUACAGUGGUCCCCAGUAUCAGCAUUGCUAUAAUCCAGACUCAGUUCAUCAGGAAUGCUAUCAGCAAUACGAAUAUUCAGCAACACCGGAAUAUACGAUGUUUAUCCACGACGCUUGUCCACCUCCCUCCAAAGAUGAAGCGUUUGGUGAAGUGCAUAAAAGUUUGUCCGGUGAGGUGAUAAACCACCAAGCAGCAGCUUAUGGACAACAGACACUAGGACCAGGAUUAUGCCAGCAGCCAAAUAUGGGACAAGUCACACAGAUGUAUAAUAAUGCCUAUCAAGUUAACGCGGAGCAGAUAAAUGCCUCUCAAGUUAACGCGGAGCAGAUAAACUGUAACGCAGAAGGGUUAGUAGGUCUCAAUCAAUUUUCAAAUUAUGGGGCAAUGAAUGGUUCAUCACAAGAUUUCUGGGUUACAGAUCAAGCGCAGUCAACAGCAUAUAGUUACAUAAACUCUUGUAACGUCACCGAUCCAAAUGACGAGCAAUCAAAAGGUCAAGGUCAGUUAUUUAUCAGUUAUGACGAGGACAGUGUGUAUGUUGAUCCAGAGAGCGGGUUGUCCUUUCCGGCACUACACAUGACUGACGAUUUCUUAGUAACAGUCAUUCUGCGAGAAGGAGUGUUCCUCGAAAUUACUGCCGAUAAGGUUUUAAGACUUGUAAAUCACGAGAAAAAACUCGUAGUUGCCAUUAACGAGACCGGGAACAAAUCCUGCAUAAUUCAUCCCGCGGCGAGAAUUUACCAAUCAGAUUCAAACGUACAUACUGAUCUGUACCUAGGCAGACGAGCUAAGAUGACAGAAGAAAUGAUAAUGUUCGGAAAUAAAUUAAAAACCUACAAAUUUGACCAUAGAAUGGUCACGGAAAUGACCGAAGAACCUGUUUUUCGCGACAUGUCACACGAUGAUUCAGUGACGUUUUUGUCGACAAAUGACGCCACCGGAUAUGACGAAAUCAAAUUGAAAAUGGAAGAAAUUUUAGCGCAUGCUCAUUUUUGGAAAAACGGUGAAUGCGGAAGCACCACGGUCAUUAAUGGUACUAAGAUAGUUCAAAACGAGAAAGGUGACGUCAGUGUUUACUGCGGACCAAUAAAUUUUCUUCGUAUGAACCCAGAGAAAAUGAUACUUAGGCUUAAAACAAGGUUUAUUGAGGUUGACAUUGAGACGAAUUGGAAUGUGAAAAUAACACGAGGAUCCCACGCUCUAAACGCUAGUCACAUGGGCUUCAUUGUUUCCAAUGGCAAAGUCAAGGCAAGUUUGGACAGUGAUAACAGGUUACAAUCAUUUACUAUGCCAGAUCACCGCUUUCUUAUGCUAGGCCAGCCAGUUUCCCAACAUCGACCAGGGGUACCGGGAGGACAACGUCGUCGGACACCAAACGACAAUACUGAACCGGAAGGAGAUCAUUGGGGCUAUACCCGGCAUAGCACGUAUGAUGAUCAGAGAUGCUUUAGAGAAUGGGGGGAAAGGAUAUAUUAA
This is a messenger RNA of Ruditapes philippinarum (Manila clam), 2960 nucleotides long. RefSeq lists its product as uncharacterized. NCBI's taxonomy places the organism in Eukaryota, Metazoa, Mollusca, Bivalvia, Venerida, Veneridae. The transcript is spliced from 2 exons. The coding region runs from base 60 to 2960 and encodes 966 amino acids. The record is from RefSeq and is a predicted model, not a curated record.